Molecule: messenger RNA, 1738 nt
Organism: Polypterus senegalus (gray bichir)
Lineage: Eukaryota; Metazoa; Chordata; Cladistia; Polypteriformes; Polypteridae
Gene: ppme1
Product: protein phosphatase methylesterase 1
Exons: 14
Coding region: 177-1313 (378 amino acids)
Biological process (GO): protein demethylation
Molecular function (GO): protein methylesterase activity
Source: RefSeq, a predicted model, not a curated record
GUCGGGGGCGUGUUUUUGGUGGUAGGAACUAUUUUUUUAAUCGCUGCUUGCAAUCUGAACUGCAGGCGAUUCAGUUGGUUAUUUGUGUACAAAAAUUAAGUGGUGUCGAAAGGAAGGGAAUUAAGACAAUUUUCACCAGAAAACCAUUUGCAACCAAUAUUUCCAUUCUGUUUGCUAUGGAGAAACAGUUGCAUUUAAGUCGCCUACCUUCUCGACCACCAAUGCCUACUGGAGUGCAGUCUGGAUCGAAAAUGAGAAUGGGACCUGGAAGAAAAAGAGAUUUUUCUCCAGUUCCUUGGAGUCAGUACUUUGAAAGUAUGGAAGAUGUUGAAGUUGAAAAUGAAAGCAGCAAGGACUCUUUUAGAAUCUAUAGAAUUGGCUCAGAAGGGCCUGUACUUCUUUUAUUACAUGGUGGAGGUCAUUCAGCACUGUCGUGGGCAGUGUUCAGUGCUGUUAUAUUUAAUCGUAUCAACUGCAGAGUGGUGGCAAUUGACUUGAGAGGACAUGGUGAUACAAAAGUAAAAAAUUCAGAAGAUCUUUCUGCCGAAACAAUGUCAAAGGAUGUUGGAAAAGUAAUUGAAGCACUUUAUGGUGAAAAUCUUCCUCCAAUCAUGUUAAUUGGUCACAGCAUGGGUGGGGCAAUUGCAGUGCACGCAGCAGCAAGCAAUCUGGUGCCAUCACUACUUGGUCUAUGUGUGAUUGAUGUAGUUGAAGGUACAGCUAUGGAUGCAUUAAAUAGCAUGCAGAAUUUCUUGAGAAGUCGGCCAAAAACAUUUAGAUCUCUAGAAAAUGCUAUUGAGUGGAGUGUAAAAAGUGGACAGAUAAGAAAUCUGGAGUCUGCAAAGGUUUCAAUGGUUGGCCAAGUUAAAAAAUGUGAAGAUCAUCUUAGUUCUGUGGACUCUAAAGCAUUUGAAGGGAUCAUUGAGGAAGAGGAGGAAGAGGAAGAAGGAGAGUCCAAUAAUAAAAGGAAGAAAGAGGAUGAUUUAGAGCUAAAAGAGUGCUCUUAUACUUGGAGAAUUGAGUUGGCAAAAACAGAGAAAUAUUGGGAUGGCUGGUUCAGAGGAUUGUCCAACCUUUUCCUCAGCUGCUCUGUACCCAAAUUGCUGCUGUUGGCAGGUGUUGAUCGCCUGGAUAAAGAUCUUACAAUAGGACAGAUGCAAGGUAAAUUUCAAAUGCAAGUUUUACCCCAAUGUGGACAUGCGGUACAUGAGGACGCACCUGAGAAGGUGGCUGAAGCACUAGCAGCCUUUAUGGUUCGCCACAAAUUCACAGAAUCAAAAGGUGGAUUCCAGUGUUUGUUUCCAGCAUGUUAAUAGACCUUCAGAACAGAGUCACUGUAAAUAAUUCAUACAAGCGGCCUGGGUUUCCGAAGCCAGUUCGACAUUUACUAAUACAACUAAAUGUUCAACAGCAGUCAUGCUGUUACUCUCUGAGCAAAAACUGAACGGAAUACAAGUGCUGGUAUUAGUCAGCUUCUAAAUCAACUUUGCACUUAAACAGCAUAGAUAUCAUAUGGUUAUUGUUGUAAUAUUAAUUAUUACAAAUAUUUGCUUGUGUUGCUGUUACCUUUAUUAAGGAUAUGCCUUUUCAGGAGUGCAGGGAUUUUUUUUUAAUUUAUGAAAUGCCUUUGCUUGUUCUUUAUUUGACUCAUAAAGGAUUGUAAAUUCCAGUGUGUUUUCUCGUGGUUGAUUUUAUAAAUAAAUAUUUUUAAAAACCCCAGAAACAAACUUAAAUGAAA